Caenorhabditis angaria is the source of this 423-nucleotide messenger RNA. Lineage: Eukaryota; Metazoa; Nematoda; Chromadorea; Rhabditida; Rhabditidae. The record is from the annotation of a GenBank genome assembly.
AUGAAGUGCCUCAUCCUCGUUCUUCUUUCAAUUGUUGCCCUCACCAAUGCUAGAAACUUCAAAGUUCAUAGCCGUGCUCAAACAUUGGCUGAAACUAUUGUAAAUAACCUUGGACGUGCGAUUGAACUCAAGGAUACAACUCGUAUUGCUUCUCAAAUCCACCAUGAUUUCCACUUUGAAGGUUGUGGCCAUCGUCUCUCGCGUUCCCAAUUCAUCAAGUUCUUGACCCUUUUGCCAGAAAACUUCAAAUAUCAACUCAAUGUCUUCGAUGCUGUUCGAGUUGGCCAAAAAAGUGUUAAAUAUAUUGUUGAAUGGAUUUUCGAUCAACAUCAUUCUGCUUACGAAUUCGUUGCCACAAAACAUCACAAUGGAUAUGUUCUCGAACAUGGAAAACGAACUGAUUGCGUUCUCAAGGGACUUUAA